UAUUGCGAAUGAUUGGCGCUGCCUAGGUGUUCUUUUCGUACAAUUCAAUUGUUAUUGUUACUUCUGAAUGUCAUCCCUGUGCUGAUCACAGCUUUGUUUUGCUUACUUGCAAUCACAAUCAACUGCUUGCAACCUGACUCCAAAAAUGGCACAAUCCCAACAAACGGUUGAAGAGUUAUACGACUGUUAUACAAAAACUGCUGCUAAUAUUAUAUCGUAUUAUGAAGGAAAUGAACAAAAGAGCAUGUUGAACAAACUCAGGGAAAUUGUGAAAAAGAACUGUAUUCAGGAUAAGAAGUUGAAGUCAGUGGAAGGCACGAAAAAUCAAUUAAUGAGCUUAUACAAUGACAAUGACGAUAUUGAAUCCAUUAUACGGGAACAUAAAAAAGCCAUGUCUGAGAUAAAUAUUGAUAUGUUGAAUGAAGAAAAGUUGUUAGAAUUUGACAGACAAGUGGAAGCACUAUUAGAUAAAGAACAUACCGAAGGAGAUGACGACGGUACAGAGUUACAAUUAACAGGUGGUUACAUAAAUGUAAUCGAUCCAAUUACAAAAAACAGAAUUGUAGAUCCUGUAAAAAAUACUGUAUGUGGACAUACCUAUGACCGACAAAGUAUUACAGAAUUAUUGAAGAUGAACAAAAAUACUAGAUGUCCUGUUGUCGGUUGUAAAAGUACAGACUUCGUAACACUCGCGAAUCUUCGAUCAGACGUUGUAACAAAAACAUAUCUUGAGAAACAUCCUGCGUAAUAUUUAGUACUAAUAUUUUUCUUAAAAUAGCUUAAACAUGUUUCGAUUACUCCCUAUAACAUCAACAUUCCCACAUCUAAGACUGGAUUCUGUAUUAAAUAAAUGUUAACUACUA
Messenger RNA from Hylaeus volcanicus, 863 nucleotides. Its product is annotated as E3 SUMO-protein ligase NSE2-like. Gene Ontology annotation, molecular function: SUMO ligase activity; zinc ion binding. The transcript is spliced from 5 exons. Gene Ontology annotation, cellular component: Smc5-Smc6 complex; nucleus. The record is from RefSeq and is a predicted model, not a curated record. Gene Ontology annotation, biological process: double-strand break repair via homologous recombination; protein sumoylation. NCBI's taxonomy places the organism in Eukaryota, Metazoa, Arthropoda, Insecta, Hymenoptera, Colletidae. The coding region runs from base 146 to 748 and encodes 200 amino acids.